Monomorium pharaonis (pharaoh ant) is the source of this 1901-nucleotide messenger RNA. RefSeq names its product high mobility group protein 20A (gene Hmg-2). The transcript is spliced from 9 exons. Gene Ontology annotation, biological process: regulation of gene expression. The coding region runs from base 499 to 1470 and encodes 323 amino acids. Gene Ontology annotation, cellular component: nucleus. Lineage: Eukaryota; Metazoa; Arthropoda; Insecta; Hymenoptera; Formicidae. The record is from RefSeq and is a predicted model, not a curated record.
UUUCGAGAAUCUCGAGAGCUCCUCUCUUGCCGCCGAUUGUGUUGGAUUGUGUUGAGUGAACGAUACUCAAAAGAGAGGAAAAAGAGAUAGAGCGCAUAAACAAGUGCAAUAGCACGCCUUGUAAAGUCUCGCCGCACUCGGUUCGUUGAUUGGUAAUGAGACAGCAAUUAGUCCCCGCGGAUUAACCUCGCACCGUACUGAGUGAUAAGCAAAUUUCUCGAUUCAACGCGAAGCAGUUUAAUUAGCUCGUGUGAUUUAAUUGUCUAAUUUCUACGGUAUAAUGGCGUAUAAAAGUUUGUAUCUCCGUAGUGGAUGUACAAUGGACAUUGUCAUGCAACAUUAGAUAUUAAUGUGCAACUUGCUUGCUUGACACAUUGGUUUUUAUGAGAAUGUGAAAGAUUGAUUCAUACUAUGACAUAUGAUGGAUAUAUAACUUGACAGUGGUAGGGUGAUUUUAUGUUGCAAGAUCAGUAUUGAAAAGACAUCGUAUCUAGGAAAAUGAGUGAGACCACUUCAAUGAAUGAUGUACCUGAAAGCAAUGGUGCAGUGGAGCAGCCUACUUACAAUGGGGAAGUGGAAGAACACACAACCAAGUCUCCAGUAAGUACUGAGGAGAAGGUGCCGGAUUCAGUAUGUGACAAUAGUGUGAAGAGAAGUGCCACUGCAACUGGCAAUAACAACACACCGAAUAGAACAAAAAAACGUAAAAAAGCUAGAGAUGCUACCGCGCCGAGACAGCCUUUGAGUGGUUACUUCCUGUUCUUAAACGAUCGAAGAGAGAAGGUCCGAAACCAGAAUCCAAGUUUAACGUUCACGGAGAUAACAAAGCUUCUAGCUGCAGAAUGGAGUAAAUUACCGCUCGAUCAGAAACAACAUUAUUUAGAUGCGGCUGAACAAGAGAAAGAGCGCUACAAUCGCGAGUUUAGCGAGUAUAAACAAACAGAAGCAUACCGACUGUUUAAUGAAAAACAGUUAGAAAGACAAAAUGAAAAUAAGAAGGAGAGAAAUGGCACGGAUGUAAAUGCUGAGCAGAAUGAUGUUCACCAAGACAAGGACAAUGACUUCACGGGCUUCGAUAUCCCUAUUUUUACAGAAGAAUUUCUGGAUCAUAACAAAGCCUGUGAGGCGGAAUUAAGACAACUGCGAAAAGCUACAUCCGAUUAUGAAGCUCAGAACGCGGUUCUUCAGCGACAUGUGGACAGUCUGCAUGCAGCCGUGAAUCGCUUGGAGUCCGAAACUAAUCAACAACGAACAUCUAAUCAAGCUUUGCAGCGUCAUUUAGAUUCUCUUCGUUCUCAAUUGGCAGGCUGCUUUGCCACCAUACCACUUCCAGGCACGCACGAUGGUGCUACGUUACAAAAUAUCGACAGUUAUUUCGAGAGGUUGGAGUCUCUAUUUAGCGGUAAUGUCGAACAAAGUCUACGUAAUGCCGUACGUAAUGCCGUGUCCCGUCUCGAGUUAAUUGGAUGACGAUCGCCUUCAAGCAAUACAACCGGUGCGGUAAAACACCAUCGUUCAAGGCAUUCACAUCGAAAGUAACCAGGAAAAUUUAGGUGCGUUAUUUUUAGCGAUUUGUAAAUUCCACGUUCUUAUACCUCACAGGUAGGACCGAUGAUUGCCAGUUAUUUAAGUGAAUUUACCUGUAUAUCUAAUUAUUACUUGUAUCUUUAUAAUAUAUGUGACAAUAAUUUACGUUAUUUUUAUAUAUACUUAUUUCGAUCAAAAUUUUAUUUUAAAUAUAAUGUAGAUAAUUUCAACUUCUGUUACGUAUCUUAAUUUGAUAUGAACGUGAGCCAACUUAUGUGCAUUUAUGUACAUUGAAAUAGUUUGUCUAUCGAGAUCAAAAUCUUAUUAAUUAAUAUCCAAUGAUUUGAAUGAUUAAAAAAUUUAGAACAUCUAAA